Messenger RNA from Aspergillus pseudotamarii, 2155 nucleotides. RefSeq names its product heterokaryon incompatibility protein-domain-containing protein. The record is from RefSeq and is a predicted model, not a curated record. The coding region runs from base 463 to 2046 and encodes 527 amino acids. The transcript has a single exon. NCBI's taxonomy places the organism in Eukaryota, Fungi, Ascomycota, Eurotiomycetes, Eurotiales, Aspergillaceae.
AGUCUCUAUUGGUGGCCGCUCUAACGAACGCCGUGUCGAUCAAAUGGAAACCGACGGAGCACCCUAUGGUAGGUCUCCUCGCCAAUGAACCACACUAGUCUAUCCAAUUGGAACGGAAUACGACGCAUUGAUACUCCCAAUUAGUGAGUCAGGACUACGUGUGUCCAUUAAAUGGGCACUGCGAAAGGUGGGGGCCUACCUGCACGAUGUAUAUAGGAUCGCCAUUCAGGCCGCCACAAUGGGGGCUGACGGUGGAUCCUUGCUCAGCUUUGCGUUGGCAGCUGAGAGAGGGGCAGACAUUGAUUUAUAACAUCGUGGGGUAACCUGGUGUCUGCUCGGAGUUCUGUUCCUGUCCUCGUUCCUACAUCUGCUACAGCCCCUGUUCAUUUCUUUGCAACAACUACCCCCCUACGGGCCAGGCACUAAAGCUUGCCAACGUCAAGGCUCUCUGCAUCAUCCACAAUGAUUAGAUUGUUAGACACAGCGAAAAAAAGGCUUGUGCCUCCCAAGGUUCAAGACAUUCCUGAAUACGCCAUCCUAUCCCAUCGAUGGGGCCCCGCGGAAGAUGAAAUCACCUUCGACCAGAUCAACCAGGCAGACCACAAGGACUUGCUAUCUAAGGACGGAUACAAAAAGAUAACGGAGUGUUGUAAACACGCCAGAAAGGUUAAUCUGACGCAUGUCUGGGUGGAUACAUGCUGUAUUAAUAAAUCCAAUCCUGGAGAACUCUCAGAGGCAUUGAAUUCCAUGUUCCACUGGUAUCGCAAUGCACAAGUCUGCUAUGCUUACCUAGCCGAUGUAAACCACGGUGAUGAUCCAUUUGCUGCUGGAUCUGAUUUUCGGAAGAGUGACUGGUUCAAGAGAGGAUGGACGUUGCAGGAGUUGUUAGUGCCACUGUAUGUGGUAUUCUUCAACAACCGCUGGGAGGAGAUCGGAACCAAGUCCAGCCUCCAGCCAGUCAUCACCGAUAUUACUGGGAUUCCGAAAGAGGUUAUUUUAAUGAACAGUGGAAGGGAGGUUAGCGUCGCCGAGCGGAUGUCGUGGGCGGCUAAUCGAACAACGGCGCGAGUGGAAGACCAGGCGUAUUGUUUGAUGGGGCUGUUCGGAGUUAGCAUGCCGAUGCUAUAUGGAGAAGGCGAGAAAGCGUUCGAGCGACUACAGAGGGAGAUCCUCAAGGUAUCAGAUGAUCAGUCCAUCUUUGCGUGGACUGGAGAUGACACGAGCAGCACGAGCGGGCUUCUGGCUAGAUCGCCUCAAGAUUUCCGACGGUCAAAUGGCGUCCGUAGAUUGACGAAUCUACAGCAUGGCGUCCUCCCGUACAGCAUGACCAACAGAGGUCUGCGUAUCACUAUGCCUCUUAAACCUCGCGAAGACUCACCCGAUGCCCGUAUGGCGGCUCUUAGCUGUGGGCGCGGUGGCAGGGCGUUCGUCAUCUGCUUGAAAAAGCUCACCGGGGCUGGAGGCGACACAUAUGUCCGAACCAAUCUUCAUGAGAUCUACGAAGAAGAGGAUAUAUCUACUUUCCAAGCCGAAGAGAUCUACGUCACAGAAACCAAUCCUUCAAUAUUCAAGUUAACCGACUGGAUGAGGCCGGAAUCACGAUAUACCUUUGUGGUCCACCGUUCUCCUUCCCCAAACCUCAAUAGCUCUUCCCAUUCUGAGGUGAGCUGGAAGUCGAACACGGACACCCUUGAAUUGACAUCCUGGUGUAGCGGACAUGCUGGUGUGCUUCUCUUCCGUGACGGGGAUACGAAGGGAUAUGUGGCGAUCUGCCUUGGCGUGCAUAACUACAAUGUCUGGUGCGAUAUUGUAGAUGACUCCGGCGAUGAUUUCGAAAGUAUUUGGCGUUCGAAUUGGAACACCACGAGACGGGACACGCGGUGGCACAACCUGGAUCGCCAAAAGUUACUUGAUGGUAAGGGAAAUACGAAGGCAGCAGUGGCUAUCUCCAAAGGACUUCGGAAGGGUGAGAGGGUCUGGCAUGUAUUUCUCGAACUGGGGAUGAGGUACUCCCUUGAAAAGCUCGGCCGGGGCUGUUGCUUUUAGAUUAUGUAGGUAUGAGAUUAUUGAUAGAACACUGAGCCAGUCAGUUACUUUCGAGUGGGGCAUUGACUUCGAAGGUGGCAUGGUACGAAUUAAAUAUCGCCAAGAAGGC